Endocarpon pusillum Z07020 is the source of this 1581-nucleotide messenger RNA. RefSeq lists its product as uncharacterized. Lineage: Eukaryota; Fungi; Ascomycota; Eurotiomycetes; Verrucariales; Verrucariaceae. The coding region runs from base 1 to 1581 and encodes 526 amino acids. The transcript is spliced from 3 exons. The record is from RefSeq and is a predicted model, not a curated record.
AUGCGGCGAGCUAUUACUAUCCUUUUCGUUGGCAAUGCUGUGGCAUUAGAACAUCAAAUUGGCGGUAUAGAUUCUUACUCCAAAACGACGACUGCUGCGUUCCCAGUGCAAAUUGAAAUGGUGCAAAGCAUCCACGAUAAUGCACCACCGUGGGAUGCCAGAGCUGUGGAUGAAGAAGAGAUCUUGCUUUCAAAGAACCAUUUGGUUGUGGCAUCUCCUACACCCCUGGUCGAUGGCGAAAGUGGAUAUUACCUUAAAAGAACAGCUGAGACGACACCCAUGAGCACUAACUCAGCCUACAUCAUCGAAAUCAGGUCAGACGACGAAGCCGGUGAGGCAAUGCUGUUUCCUCGGCAGGUGGAGAGUUCAGCAAGCGGGUUGUUGCGAACGGCAUCAGGUCUGAUAGGUGAUGAGGCAACAUCGACGAUUAAUGCUCCAGGGAACUCUACUGCCACACCGGAGGCUUCUACUGAUUCUACAGCGUCAACAUCACAGAGUCCGUUUUCUGCUAUGCCUACGACUUCUCUGCCGCCGAUCCAGUCAUCAGUUGAAACGCCAAUUGCAACCCGGACCUCUCCAGCUCCAACUUCAGCUUCACCUUCUUCACAACAGGCUUCAACUUCGGCUUCUCAAUCAGAAGAAGCGCCAGCGGGAUCUACACCUGCAUCUCUGUCAUCGAAUUCCGAGACUGCUGUAAUGUCCUCAGUUGUGGAAUCAUCAGUAUCUUCACCCGGUGACCAGUCAGAUAGCCCUGCCGCUCCUUCGACGAUUGCCAUCAGGGCUUCAACCACGCUACCACCGUCCCAAAUUACUCAGCCAGUCAUUCCUCUCCCAGGGACAACUUUGACACCCAACUCUGCCGGCCAAUUCGUGGCUGAUAACCAGACACUAGUUCCAGGAGGCUCUGCCAUUAGCAUAUCUGGAACCGCAGUCUCACUGGAUCCAUCAGCAACAGAACUCGUAGUAAAUGGCACUAGCGCUAUCAGUGUUAUUCCUACUACUGUCUAUCAAACCCCACAGCCACCAACAAUCCCCCUAGCAGGAACAAUUUUAACACUUAAUCCCGCCUCAGAAUACGUAGCCGGUACACAAACAUUGAUCCCAGGAGGCCCUGUCAUUACCAUCUCAAACACGGCUAUCUCACUCGAUCUAUCAGCAACAGAAAUCGUCGUAGGUAAUACUAGCACCGUCAAUCUCGUUCCUACUACCGUCUACCAAACCCCACAGCCACCAGCAAUCCCACUGGCAGGAACAACUCUGACGCUCAGCUCUGUCUCAGAAUACGUGGUCGGCACACAAACGUUGAUCCCAGGAGGCCCUGUCAUUACCAUCUUAGGUACAGCUGUCUCACUCGACCCCUCAGCCACCGCCGUCGUUGUGAGCGGAAUCAGUACGAACAGGGGAGCGAGUGGGUUUAUAACCAGGGGUCCGAGUGGGGUACCAACUAGGAAUGCGACGGUGACGGCGACGGCGACGACGAUCAUAGAGCCUUAUACUGGAGUGGCAUCGAAGAAUAAUAUUGAUGGAGUUGGAUGGUGGAUUUUUGCCAUCCUUGUGGUGGUGAAUAUGUUCAUGAACUAA